AUGACUCCCGUUCCUUCAUCGUCAUCGUCAACGAAGCCAGCCAAGUUCGACCUCGUCCGACUGCUCUCGGAGAUCCAGAGCGACCCCAACCCUUCCGCUUCGCAACGAAAUGACAUCCACCCACCACCCGCUUCUGAUGACGAAGACGACUUUAUGUCGGACAAAUACCUCGCCACAGACGAAAGCAAGCAGCCUUUGACAUACACUGACAAACGACGCAAGCUUGAAGCGCACAGCAGCCGCAAAAAGAGGCCGAAGAGCUUGAAGCAGCGCGAAGAGGAAUUAAGAGAGGAGGGGUUGGCCCGAGACCUGUUGGCUGAAGCCGAGAUUGUAGCUGGUGGGGGGCGAUUACAGCCUGAAAGCAAGGAUGGCAGCCGCAGAUGGGACUUGUUGGAGAAGCAGGAGGGUGUAGGAGAAGUGUUCCGGGAGGAUCUGGGUCAAGCGAGCGCGGGUGAGGAUGGAACAGCAAAAGCGAUGCGUAUGAUGCUUGCUAUGGGGUAUCGGAGAGGAGAAGCACUAGGGAAGCGGAUGCAGGAUGGCAAUAGACAGGACGAAGUUGAAGAGGUGGAAGAAGAGGAGGAAGAAGAAAGCGCGAAGAAGCGAGCAUCGACUGCUGGGGCGAAUCUCACGAGCCCACCAGACGACACAGACCCAUCCUCACUCGACACAGACGAAGAGCAAGCAGCGCAACAAGAACGAGCAGCUUCUCAAGCAAGAGAAGAAGACGAAUACCUUACCGGCGGCGCAUCCUCCUCUCUCCUCACUGCAAGCCUCGCUCACUCUCCUACCAGCAGUCCAAGAAUCCCUGAGCCUCUGCGACCAGACCAACGUUGGCUAGGCCUCAACCGCCGCGCCGGGAUCGGCAUGAUCCCCAGAACAUCCACCGACGUCUCUGCCGCCAUCCGAUCCAAGGCCAGCUCUUAUCUCCAUCAGCGACAACAACAAGCAGAAGCAGAAUGGGACUACAGAACGCGCAUCUCACGCGAACACCAAGAACGACACAACCAGCAGCUGCUCUCACGUGCUCGCAAAACGCUGAUCGAACUCGAUCGCUCCUCUUCAGACACGCAGUACAGCCCUCUUUGGCUCAACGCUGAUCUGUACCACGUUCUCUCCGGACACAAAGGUCAUGCAAUGGACGAAGGAACAAUCGAUGAGAAGAUGCAGAGAGAUCCUGCCUUCAAGGAGGCUGUCGAGCUGUUGCAGGCCGCGUUUGGGUCGGAGGACGUAGAGCAGGUGAAGGAAGCGAAGACAUUUUGUGAGUUGGGAACAAAGGAGCAGCUGGAAUUGGUGCUGGAGAGGUUGAGGGAGAAGUAUCAAUAUUGUCUGUUCUGCGGAUGCCGGUAUAAGGAUGCUGAUGAUAUCGCUGCGAACUGCCCUGGUGAGGAAGAGGAAGAUCACGAUUGA
Ustilago hordei is the source of this 1407-nucleotide messenger RNA. RefSeq lists its product as uncharacterized. Gene Ontology annotation, cellular component: kinetochore. The transcript has a single exon. The record is from RefSeq and is a predicted model, not a curated record. Lineage: Eukaryota; Fungi; Basidiomycota; Ustilaginomycetes; Ustilaginales; Ustilaginaceae. The coding region runs from base 1 to 1407 and encodes 468 amino acids.